Chelonoidis abingdonii (Abingdon island giant tortoise) is the source of this 4411-nucleotide messenger RNA. It is a transcript of the gene HAS3, whose product is annotated as hyaluronan synthase 3. Gene Ontology annotation, molecular function: hyaluronan synthase activity. Gene Ontology annotation, biological process: polysaccharide biosynthetic process; hyaluronan biosynthetic process; extracellular matrix assembly. The record is from RefSeq and is a predicted model, not a curated record. Lineage: Eukaryota; Metazoa; Chordata; Testudines; Testudinidae. Gene Ontology annotation, cellular component: plasma membrane.
ACGUAGGCAGUGGCUGUCAUUGCCACGUGGCGGCAGUGGGGGGGCACAGGAGGAGGUGCGGUUCCUGGGCUGGUGAAGGGACAGGGAGGCCCCCGUUACCCCUCUCUGAGAUGUGGGGAAAGCUUGUGAAGCCCUGCACACCUCUUUGCCCUGAGCCCAGUCCCUCCAGGUCAGUUCACAGGGUGAGUCAGGGAGGGGCUGGCAUCGUGGGCACAUCCAGCUCCACUGCUCCCUAGAGCCUCCCUUAAAACCAAUGGGGCCUUUGAUUGAAAAGUGACCUGGUGGGGGCAUGUGGCAUGUCUGAUUCCUCCCUCCUGCCUGGGUGUGACCCAGAGGCCCAGGCCUCCAGAACACGUGGAGAAUGACUCGCUGCCCUGCUUUCACUGGCGCAGCGACUGGCCAGGAUACUUGCCUGUGCUCUCUUGGGAGCCUCUCUCAGGCUGUAGGACGUGCGGGGAGAAGACAUUAGCCCUGUGGUGGGGUCUGGGACGGGUGGGUUUAGGGGAGAUCUCUCUGCAGAGCUUCCAGCCAGGGCAGGCACUACUCCCCCAGCUCACCUGCCUGCCAUGCUGCGUGCAUCUUCCUUGCCCCUCUGAGCCAGGGCCAGGUGCUGCAGGGCUCCCCAGGGAAGCCUCACGCUGGCUGGCAGAAAACGCACCCAAAUCUCUCUGCAAUGGCCUGUGUCUCCAACUCCCCACACAGGGAGAGGAGCAGCCUUUGGCUCAGGUUCAGCUGGGCUGGGGCAGGCGCAGGGGCAGGGGCAGCUGCGUGCUGACCUCUUAAAAAUAUCUGAGAACAAACAUUAAAACCUGGGAUCUCCGAGGCUUCUGCCUGGAGCCAGGGCUAUGUAUGAGUCCCGGGCUCCUGCCUGGAGCCAGCACCCCGUCCCUGUGAGUCCAGAACCCGCUGGCCUGGAGCUGGCACUCUGUCCGUGUGAGCCCAGAGCCCCCGGGCCCUGGCCUGGAGCUGGCACCCCGUCUGUGUGAGCCCAGACCCCCGGCUCCCGAGCUGGAGACAGCAAAACACUUGUGUGAGCUACAGGGUCCCUAGAUGUCCCGUCACACCCAGUCCUGCUUCUGUUGCUAUCCCUCAGCACGGAUUCCUAGGGCUGCUGCUGGCAUGCAGGGCUGGCCUCACCCCCCGGUGAUCUGCAGCCAGGCUGGCUCAGAGCGGAGUCUGCCAGAACACCUUCCCUUGUACACCUGCCCCACAUCCUCCAACUCUGCACCUGGCACCCUCUCCUCGCCAGCGGGGUGAUCACAGGGCACAGGGCACUGCCCAACUGCUCCCUGCCCCGGGGGGCUGGGUGCUUUUACACAGCAGCAGGUGGACGUGGGUAGAUUUCCCAUGGGUUUCCCUGGGCCCCAGACACCCCUAUGGGUGAAGGUAUUUCAAACACGCUGGCUUUGUGGCAAACACUGAGCCCUUUCUUUGCCCAUCCCCACGGCUGUCUAGCUGACGGGCCAGCAGCCUUCCUCCCGGCUGGGAAGUGCCAUUGUUGCCUAAAGAUAUGGGAUCAGGUUGAGGCCCGGUGACAGUUGCUAUGCGCAGCUCCAGCAAUCCCUGGGGAAAUGCAAUUCUGAGCCGUACCCAGGUCCAGGUACAAGGACUCCCAGUGUUGUGUGGCUGAAUCGCAGCCCUCGCUGCCUCCCCCUCUCCACCCUCAAACCAAACGCUCUCUAAUCUCAGUACCUUGAUCUGCCCAGCAAAGCCAGCUCCCCAGCAGCGCUCUGCCACAGCCAGCCGGAGCUAGAGAAAUUAUUUUACAGGUCUAAAAAUAGCUUUAUGGUCUGGGCUUUGAACUGAGGGAAAGCAGCAGCCGAGCGUGCGCUCAUUGUCCUUGCUGGAGAAUGCCAGGUUGCUGCAAGAUCAGCUCCAACGAGUAGGUUUUCCCAGCCUUCUCCUUCUCCAGAUUACACCAGGCUCUGCUGUCCUGCAGCUUUGGCUGGGCAGAGGCCACUUCUUUGGGGAAUUGUCUGUCCUGCGAUGUUUAUGUCUGAGCUCUGCCUCCGCCUAGGGAUCACACCAGGGGAAGAUUUGUGAAUGAAAAGUCUCUUUUAAUGUUUUCUGGGCUCCUGGCUGCAAUUCUCCCUGUGCAAACAAGGCGAUUUCUGUGCAGGAGGAGACGGAAAUUUUAUUUAUGCCUUGGGAAGUGCUUCUGCAGAGAGCCACAGGAAGGGAAGAAAGGUGAGGUGUCUGCGAGCAGCGUUUGCAUCAAAAGAUGCCAGCGAGUUUUACCACGGCCCUUCGUGUUUUUGGUACCAGCCUCUUCGCCUUGGUGGUGCUGGGAGGUAUCCUUGCAGCCUACAUCACUGGCUACCAGUUCAUCCACACCGAGAAGCACUACCUCUCCUUCGGCCUGUAUGGUGCCAUCCUGGGCCUGCACCUCUUCACCCAGAGCCUCUUUGCCUUCCUGGAGCACCGGCACAUGCGGCUUGAGGGGCGGCCCUUGAAGUUGCAGCGCUCCGUGGCACUCUGCAUCGCUGCCUACCAGGAGGAUCCCGACUACCUGAAGAAAUGCCUGCACUCAGUGAAGCGCAUCUCCUUCCCUGACCUCCAGGUGGUGAUGGUGGUGGAUGGCAAUGGCCAGGAUGACAGCUACAUGCUGGAGAUCUUCAAUGAGAUCCUGGGCUCCGAGAAAACAGGCUGCUACGUCUGGAAGAGCAACUUCCAUGAGAGGGGCGAGGGGGAGACAGACAGCAGCCUCCAGGAGAGCAUGGGGCACAUCCAGCAGCUGGUGCGGAACAGCACCUACUCCUGCAUCUUGCAGAAGUGGGGCGGGAAGCGCGAGGUGAUGUAUACAGCCUUCCGAGCACUCGGGGACUCCGUGGACUACAUCCAGGUGUGUGACUCGGACACGGUCCUGGAUCCAGCCUGCACGGUGGAGAUGCUGCGCAUUUUAGAGGAGGAUCCACGGGUGGGCGCAGUUGGUGGAGAUGUUCAGAUCCUCAACAAGUACGACUCGUGGAUCUCCUUCCUGAGCAGCGUGCGGUACUGGAUGGCCUUCAACGUGGAGCGGGCCUGCCAGUCCUACUUUGGCUGUGUCCAGUGCAUCAGUGGCCCCCUGGGCAUGUACCGUAACACCCUUCUGCAGCAGUUCCUGGAGGACUGGUACAAUCAGAAGUUCCUUGGCAGCAAGUGCAGCUUUGGGGACGACAGACACCUCACCAACCGUGUCUUGAGCCUUGGGUAUAGGACUAAGUACACCGCCCGUUCCAAGUGCCUGACCGAGACUCCCACCAAAUACCUCCGCUGGCUCAACCAGCAGACUCGCUGGAGCAAGUCCUACUUCAGGGAGUGGCUCUACAACGCCUUGUGGUUCCACAAGCACCACCUGUGGAUGACCUACGAGUCUGUGGUGACUGGCUUCUUCCCCUUCUUCCUCAUUGCCACGGUCAUCCAGCUGUUCUACCGUGGCCGCAUCUGGAAUAUCCUUCUCUUCCUCCUGACUGUGCAGCUGGUGGGGAUCAUCAAGGCCACCUACGCCUGCUUCCUCCGGGGCAAUGCGGAGAUGAUCUUUAUGUCCCUCUACUCCCUGCUCUACAUGUCCAGCCUCCUGCCAGCCAAAAUGUUCGCCAUCGCCACCAUCAACAAGUCAGGUUGGGGCACCUCCGGCCGCAAAACCAUUGUGGUCAACUUCAUUGGCCUCAUCCCAGUUUCUGUGUGGGUUGCUGUCCUGCUGGGAGGCCUGGCCUACACGGCGUAUUGCCAGGACCUCUUCAGUGAGACGGACCUGGCCUUCCUCAUCUCUGGCGCUAUCUUAUACGGCUGCUACUGGAUGGGCCUCCUCAUGCUCUACAUGGCCAUCAUUGCCCGGCGCUGUGGGAAGCGGCAGGAGCAGAGUAGCCUGGCUUUUGCCGAGGUGUGACAGGUGGGGGGGCUCUGGAUGUAGUGGGGAAAGUGCAAUGGGAAAGGAUUAGUGCUACCGCCAUGCACUGUUUGGGGGCAGCUGCGGGUCAGGGUGGGGAGGAGACGGGGUUUUAUUUGUGGGCUUUUAAAUUGCUGUCCAAGGAGCGAGUUCCUGGGCUAGUGAGUCUGAAUGCCGCCCGAGGAGAGGCUGCUUGUUGCCCAGCAGAGAACGCUCCAGGUAGCCUGGGCCACGCACAUCUGCCCGCAGGUGCGGUGACGAUGGCUCCUGUGAAGAUUCCUGUCUGCCACCCACCAGGGCCCAAAAUCCUGCUGUGGGAGCUGCACUGAGCUCCAUUGGUGUGGGAGAUGCCCUGGGCCGGAGGCAGGACAGUAGGCAUUGCCUGCAGACGCCAACCUGAGCAAUAAUGCUCCACGGGAGGCCUGAGCCCCAGGAGCCAGUGAGGGUGCUCUGCGCCCCCUGCCCUCCAGUAGGGAUGGGAGUGCUCAUGGAAAUGAAUUCAUACGUCAAAAGAAUCCAAGUUUGCAAACUCUUUGUCCUGCC